This is a messenger RNA of Oxyura jamaicensis (ruddy duck), 3539 nucleotides long. RefSeq names its product V-type immunoglobulin domain-containing suppressor of T-cell activation-like. The transcript is spliced from 7 exons. The coding region runs from base 54 to 1040 and encodes 328 amino acids. NCBI's taxonomy places the organism in Eukaryota, Metazoa, Chordata, Aves, Anseriformes, Anatidae. Gene Ontology annotation, cellular component: plasma membrane. The record is from RefSeq and is a predicted model, not a curated record. Gene Ontology annotation, biological process: regulation of immune response; negative regulation of CD4-positive, alpha-beta T cell proliferation; positive regulation of regulatory T cell differentiation.
CGUGCCCCAGCCGGCCUCCUGGGGGUGCUCGCACUUCUCCUCUCUCCGGCGCAAUGAAAUUUCCUGCGGGCGCGACUCCGGCGGGCGCGGCGGUGCUGAGCGGCGCUGAGAUGGAGCUGGUGGCACCGCCGCUGCUGCUGCUGGCCCUGCUCGCCCUGCUGGCUUCCCACGGAGGGACGCUGGCGCUGCUGGUGACGGCGCCCUACGUGCGCUGCGUCUGCCCGGAGGGGCAGAACGUCACCCUGAGCUGCCGGGUGAGCGGGCCCCUGGCCGACCGCCACGACCUGCUCUACAAAACCUGGUACUUCAGCAGCGCCGGCGACCAGAGCUGCAGCGAGAAGCAGCACAUCCGCAACCUGACCGAGAGGGAGCUGCACCACGAGCCCGGCCGGCACCACGGCGCGGCGCCCAACGGCACCGGCAGGUCCCCCCACGGGUGGCAGGGCGGCCACCGCGGCGUGGAGUUUGUCCCCAACCACCACGGGGCUUUCCACAUCGUGGUGAUGAACCUGACGCUGCAGGACAGCGGGAAUUACUGCUGCUACGCCAUGGAGGUGCGGCGGGAGCACGGCAAGCCCCAGACCCUGCAGGCGGCUCACGGCUUCGUGGAGCUGCAGAUCCAGAGAGGCAGAGGAGAGCUUCAAAACUGCACAUUUUACACCGCCAACAGCAAAGAUAUCACGGCUGCUGCGCUGGCGACGGGCGCCUGCAUCGUGGGCAUCCUCUGCCUGCCCCUCAUCUUGAUCCUGAUUUACAAGCAGAGGCAAGCGGUCAGCAGCAGACGUGCCCACGAGCUGGUCCGAAUGGAGAGCAGCAGUGCCCAGGGCAUCGAGAACCCCGUCUUCGAGGCGCUCCCCGCGGGCAGCGUGGAGCCCCGGCCCCGGCCCCAGCUCUCCUACCUGGCCAGCCGGCAGCCCUCCGAAUCCGGCCGGCACCUGCUGUCCGAGCCCAACACCCCCUUGUCCCCCCCGGGCCCCGGGGACUGCUUCUUCCCCACGCUGGACCCUGUUCCCGACUCGCCGAAUUCCUUGAAAGCCUAAAGAGUCUGCUGGCAAAAGCGAUGGAGGAGGCCAGCGCGCUGUGGUCGCACCAGGAGGGGCCGUGGCCAGGGCGGGCAGCAGCUCCCACCAAUCAAGGAAAAUUAAGAAAAGUAUAGCUAACGAACUAAAAAAGACCUCCUCACCUUCCUCUCCCUACCGCCGGGACGCCAACCGCUGCUUUCCCUUCGCGCCGUGAGGAAGACCAGGCGGUGAGGACUAUGAGUGAAUGUUUCCCUGCCUGGCCAGCGGCAGUCCUUACGCACCGGGCAGCAGCGAUGCCCACGGCAGGGGAGGGGGGAUGCCAAGAAGACUCCAACAACAGCAAAAUGCCUUAAUAAACGAAGCCAGGCGCAGGAGCCCUGCCUGUUUCUCCUGUGCUGGCUCUGCCCUGCGGAAGGACGUGACCCCUCUUGCUUGGGUUUUGAUUUUUACCGCCUAUUUCCAUGGAGAAGAGCACGGAGAGCGUACGGCCGCGCACGCCCCUUUCUGCGCACGCCCCGUGCCUGGACGGACGCUAUUUACUUUUUAUUGACAAUGAGCAUUGUGGUUCUCACCUUUUGCCUAAACCCCGGAGGAUGCAUAAGAGAAAAGAUGGAAGGAAGAGCAGCUCCCGGCCCCGGUGCCCGAGCCCCCGGGAGCCUCAUCCCGCCGGUGCUGGGAUGCCGGGAGGGAGCCCUCCUCCUGCACGCCUCCCCCAGCCCUUAAUUUAUUUCCAGGGCUGCAACCUGUGCAGCACUAACCUGGCCCGCUCUCCUUGGCGGCACAUCCUUUCCAGGAGCGUAUGGCAAAGUACUUUAGCCGCGGCGAGACAAAACCGUGUCACCGGCCAACAUUUGCGGGAGGGUUUCUUUGCAAAACAGGAAGGGGAACGGCUCGCUCCUGCUGGGGGAGUCCUCCUGCCCCGGCUGCCUGUGAUUCAUUACCAGUGAUGAUUUAAAAAAAAAAAAAAAGAAAAAAAGGAUGCUUAUGUUUUUUUCUUUUUCUUUUUUACUAUUUUUAAAUGCUGUUAAAUCGGAAGGGUCGUCCUCAUGGUGCUGGAGGGUUUUCCAGCCAUGCACGGGGCCGUGCCGGCACCUCCCUCACUGUAAACCUGAGCAAUCGCCGGGCACCAAAACCAGCCUGCCUCAGGCGGCUCUGGUGAAUCCUGCUCCUGCCCAGCUGCACUGAUUUCAGGAGGUAUUUUUGUCCCUUGGAGCCCGUGGGCUUGCUCACCCUCACUGGGAAUGUGGCUGCUGCGGUUUAGCUCGGGCUCUCGCAGCAUCCUCAGAUAAGCUGAGCGCCUCCUCUGCCCUCCUAAGGGGUGAGGAGAUAAGGCUUUGUGGUAGAAAUGGUUACUCAAAGGGUGAUGUUUUGUUUUGUUUUGUUUUUGCUUCUGUUUUUGGUGUAAAGAAUGGGGAAAAAAUUGCCCAUAAGCACCCAUAAGCGUGAGUCAUACCAAAAUACUGGCAGACCGGAGCAAAAGCAGCGUGCCCUUGCAGAGCAUCCCCGGUGGCAGCGGGCUGAAGAUCAACAACCUGUGGCUGGAGGGAACGGCACUGCUUCUGCAGCGGGCACAGUGCAAGGGGGUAUCGAGGUCCGACCCCCCAGGAGGUCCCCCGAUGGACCGUGCCCUCGGGCUUCCUGCUGGAUGGCGAGGACAGGGCUUGGUGCACCAGCACCGUGGCUGCGCACCUGGCUGGACACCUCGCACCCCCUGCCUGUCCUGGAUCGCCACGGGUCCUUCAGGUCCUCUCCCAGCUCUGUUUCUUUGGCCUUUCCCAAAGCUUUUUGUUGCGGGAUUUGGGUCGGUGCUGCCGGAAGCACCAGAGGCCCCAGCUACCAGCCUGGGUGAAGCCACAAGGAAUGGCAGCAGGCUCCGCGCACGGCACCCCUCACGGCGCCAGCGACGCUCCCCAGGACGACGGGGACGCUUUUGGAAGGAGCUGGCGGUGCCAGCUGCUGCGUUUGCACAAACCUGCUGCUCUCGUUCUAGGGAAAGAGACUUCAACCACGGCACGGCGUCAGCAGAAGACACAAAGAGGCGCGUGAGCCACCCGGCGGGGAGCAGCGCGGAGAUUUGCAAGCCGCGACCUGCGCUGCUUCUUGCAGCACGCUUCCUCAGAAUGUAGAGCAGGGCUCUGCAGCCAGAGCGCUGCCGGGAGGUGAGAGAGAUGGAGAGAUAAGGGGGGAGGUGGAGGCGAGGCAGGGCGGCAGCAGGGUCACAACUCGCCGGGGAGCGACGUGCACUCGCUUCGCGGCUCGCGCAUCUCCCCCGUCCCGCAUCCCGAGGCCCCUCUCUAUUUGUUGUGUCUAACAAAGGCAGCGGGCAGGACAGCCCCCCGCGCUGUUGGUGUUUGCAGCUCUUACAGCCGCGGAACAGUUCAGGAUUUCUGCUCAAACCACUUCAGAGCAGAGGCAGGGAGAUGAAACGCAGCCGUGCCGGAGCGAGCGGGAGGAAAGCGAGGAUGCACGCUGAAAGCAAAGGCACGGCGGCUCCGCCACGGGGCAGGCAGCAGCUCC